UGGCUGUUCGAUUCUUUACAGAAAAUCAUUGUCUUCGAGCGUCACACCUUUGUAUACACACUCCAAUAGAUUUUGUGCUGUUAAAUGGUGUGAGUUGUCCGGCUCAUCGGUCUUGUUGGUGAAUGUGUACUUGCCCUCAGAAAGUGAUGUAUCUUGUUUUAGUGAUUUGUUGUUUGUGAUCUUUCUUAUAUAGUGAGUCGGUUAAUUUCAAAUAUGAGAGAGAUGACGGUCUUGUGAUUGACCAUGUUGUGUGUUCACAGUCACUCUCUUCGUUUGUUACUGAUAUAUAUAUACAUACUGUAACAUGUGGGACUAACCUUUCUGAUCAUCUUCCUCUUUCUUUUUUGCUGAAUAUGCACUGUACUCCAAUAAAUGCUAUGCCAUCUACUACUUCUAAACCUACAGCUCGCAUAGACUGGUCUAAAGCUACUCAAUCCUCCAUCAUGAUGUACCAGGAUAUGGUUUCAGAUAGGUUGUCUGCUCCUCCAAUUAUGUUUCUGCAAUGUUCCCAGCCUGAGUGCACUGCUCUACUUGAUGAUUAUGUGAACCACAUUGUUUCUACCUUACUGGAUUGUGCUUUCUGCUGCUUUCCUAGCAAGUCAUCAUCCUCACGGAGAGUUCAUGGCUGGAACGACAGUGCUGCAAAGGAGGCCUCAAUUCUCUGGCAUAGAAUAUGGACUGAAGCUGGAUGUCCGUCAGCUGGUGUUCUCUCCACCAUAAAGAAACAUGCGAAAAAGAGAUACAAGUACGAGGAGGGAAACCUUUAGGUCGGAUAUCAAAAGGCUGAACAAUUCCAGAACCCCUCAGGCAGCACCUACAAAUGGUAUCUCCAAAAGUGAACCUGCUCUACCUCAACAAUGACCUAGUACCUCAUAAAACGCUUAGAUACAUAAUUAUAUGGAAUUGAUUUCUUGCAGCACUUUUCCUAACACGGAGCUUCCAAAAGAUACCA
This is a messenger RNA of Geodia barretti, 952 nucleotides long. Lineage: Eukaryota; Metazoa; Porifera; Demospongiae; Tetractinellida; Geodiidae. The record is from the annotation of a GenBank genome assembly.